Messenger RNA from Aureobasidium vineae, 3475 nucleotides. The record is from the annotation of a GenBank genome assembly. Lineage: Eukaryota; Fungi; Ascomycota; Dothideomycetes; Dothideales; Saccotheciaceae.
CGGAGUCAUGUCGACGCAGGGAGCGUCGGAUUCGGUGCAGGAGUGGCUUCGUCUGCGAGCGUUGGCAAGAUAUCUUGCUCCCAACAACAUCACUGCCGACGUCGUCAAUGCCGAACAUGGCGAACCCGCGCCGGCGUCGCUGGCCGAGAGCCCUCUUCUGACGGCCGUGACGCAGAAUGGCGCAUUGCGUAUGAACUGCGACCGCGCCUUUGUCUCGCUCAUCGACUCAAACACGCAAUACAUCCUCGCCGAAGCGACACGGUCCAUCUCGAUCCGCGACUCGACCAGCUUCGCCAACCCCCAAGAUGCCCUCUUCCUUGGUGUGCAGAGUCUGAACAAGGAAUACGGCAUCUGCCCACAGUCCGUCGCCAUCUUCACCGACCGCACCGGCCGCAGAGCUGUAAACACUCAUGGCGUCGUCGCCAAUACCACUCGCUACGUGAUCCGCGACUUGAGAGAGCUCGACCAGUACAAACACUGCCCCUAUGUCGUCGGCUUCCCACACAUGGUCUCCUAUGCUGAGGUGCCCGUCAAGAGUGCUAGUGGCCACAUACUUGGAACAUAUUGUGUCAUGGACAACAAAAUCCGCGACGACUUCUUCAACGACAGUACCAUCGACGUACUGAACGACAUAGCAGCAUGCAUCACCGAGCAGUUGGAGCUCCACGCCAUCAGACAAGAGUCCGGUCGAGGAGUACAAAUGAUGAGGGGCUUGUCCGAGUUCAUCGAAAGCAGAAGAGCAAGAGCAGACAGCACCGGCGCCACAUCACGAAAGGGCUCUUUGAACAACAUCACAGAUUAUUUCGAAGGCCAGCAGCAACAAUCAGAAGCCAUGUCGUCCUCGACUUUGCCAGACUCUGAGAAGCAGAGUUCUGAUGACGCUUUCACUCGAAACUCGACCCCACCAACACCCUCUGAGCAUACCGUGUCCUUACCAAGCCCUGGAGUCUGCGAGCCGGCGCUGGACAUGCACCACAAUUCGUUAGGGGGCUGUCGGACCAUAAAGGACAUUUAUUCGGGAGCCGCCCAUCUCAUCCGCGAUGCCAUCGACGUCGAGGGAUUAGUCUUCCUGCAUGAGUCUACUCACAAUGCAUUCAACGGCUUCACACAGUCUGUGUCGGAGCCGAUGUCAGCUGCAGGUGCCUCUGAAAAGAGUGCGGCAUCAUCUGUUUGCGAGGUUCUUGGAAGCUCCGUCGUACCUGGUGGCUGCAAUCUUGGCACUCUGCAGCAGCCACUGAUCAUUCAUGACACUUCACUCCACUAUCUCAUCCGGAACUUNCCCCGAGGUUGCGUCUUUGUAUCCGACACUCAAGGAAAUCCCGUCUUUGAGAAGGAAGGUGCUUUCAUUGCUCAGACUUACUCCCACCAGACCUCAUCUGCCGCUGUUCAAGUUUCUGGUGAACUCCAAUCUUUGAUUCGCAAAGCUCGUUCCUUGAUUUUCCUCCCUCUCUGGGACGCCAUGCAGGAGAGUUUCAUCGUAGGUAUGCUUGGCUGGACCAGCGAUCCUACACGAGUACUUGCAGAGCAGGACAUGACUUGUCUGUCCGCCUUCGGCAACACCUUCAUGACCGAGAUUGCAAGAACCGAGAUGACCGAAUUGGCCCGCGCUAAAUCUGACUUCCUUUCCUCGAUCAGUCAUGAGCUCCGAUCGCCGCUUCAUGGAAUCCACGCCGCUGUCGAUCUCUUGCAAGAUCCAGAACAUGACUCCAAGCUCGAGUUGGUCGAAAUGAUUCAGAGCUGUUCCUCCACACUACUGGACACAUUGAAUCAUGUACUGGAUUUCUCACGGGUCAACAAACUUACCGAUGUCAAGAUCGAGGCACAACCCCUCUCUAAAGCUGAGAAGCAAGAGGGUAACCAAAAUGCCUUCGGAGAGAUGAGUCAAGAAUACCUAUGUGACCUUGUCCUAUCAGUAGUCGAAGGGCUACACUUUGGACAGGCUUCCCGAAAGGCCACUUUCGAAAAGCUACAGAGCACCAUCGUCGACCAAGUCGCCAAACCCAAUCUUACCCCGGACUCGCCGUCGAUCAAUGCUGUUAGCAACAAGGUCCCUCUCCCGCAAGUUUCCGAUGCCGUUGCUGUCUAUGUUGACAUUGAGAGUCGAUCAGAUUGGUGCAUGAUGGUCUGUGCUGGCGCAUGGAAGAGACUCGUCAUGAAUCUCUUUGCCAACGCUUUGAAAUAUACUCACCAAGGAUUCGUUGAGGUGUCCUUGAAAGUCUUGUUAGAUCCCAAGAAUUCCACCAAGCGACGCGCUCAUUUUAUGGUCAGCGACACUGGCAUUGGCAUGAGUCCCGACUUCUUGAACCGAAGUCUCUACCAACCCUUCGUGCAGGAGAAUCCCAUCGCUGAUGGAACUGGGCUCGGACUCAGUAUCGUCAAGAAGAUCGUUGAAGACUUGCAAGGCACAAUUGAAGUACAAAGCACCCAAGGCGUCGGAACACGCUUUGAUGUUUUUGUACCCCUUCCAGAUCACAUCUCAAUAGAGGAGGUUCUGCCUCUUGGUGGUCAAAGACUGGAUCCGAAGGGAACGCUCAAAGAUCGGACCAUCUGCUUAUUAUCACGAUCCGGUAUGCCCAGGGACGCGGAUGCCGAGCUGCGACUUCGACGUACAACAACGAUGCAGUCAUAUGUGCGCUCCAUCGCAGACACCUGGUUUGGCAUGAAGAUUACAACCAGCGAUAGCUUGAGUGAUAUCGAUGUCGACAUCGUCAUCGCCGAAGAGGCACAUCUCGCUGAUCUGGUUCUCGCCAAUCCAGAUCUCCUGGAAACGCUCGCCAAACAACGCAUAGUCUUGGUGGAUGCUCAGCUGUCUCACCAUCCCGGCAGGCUUCGACUCCCUGGCAGUAUUGUGAACCUAGCAUACCCGCUCAGUCCGAAAGCGCUUGUUCGUGCUCUUACUGCCAGCUUGAACUCAACGAUAGAGCCUCAAAUACCGUCACUGAAGCAUAGCAUUCUCCUGGAAUCUCCCAAACCGAUAGAACAUGUCGAACAAGCUAUCACAGUCAAGCUGGAAAUCCAGAGUUCUCCGCAGACGAUCAUACCUACAGGCCAAAAACAUGAUCUUACUGAAUUCAACAACCUGAUGCGGCAAGAUCAACAACACUUCCUCCUCGUUGACGACAAUGCCAUAAACCUACGUCUUCUCUCCACCUUCAUGAAGAAGCUCGGCUACACCUCCGAAACCGCCGUCAAUGGGCUAGACGCGUUUGACAAGUUCAAAGCUUCAUCCUCGAAAUUCACUACUAUCCUCAUGGACAUUAGUAUGCCUGUAAUGAAUGGAUUCGAGUCCAGCCGUGCGAUACGAAAUCAUGAGAAGAUGUUGGAAGAGAAAGAAGGAGGACAAAGGCANGUAAGGAUUAUUGCUUUGACGGGACUUGGGUCUGAGGCUUCGAAACAAGAGGCCAAGAUGAGUGGUAUUGAUGAAUUCCAUACCAAGCCGGUCAAGUUCAAUGCAUUGAAAGAACUUUUGGAGAAG